AUACCGCAUAUAUCCAAUUGCAUUGAAAAAAAAUUCAUUGAUAAACCAAUAACUAUUUAUCAUGCAAAAGUAUUAGGACAGUUUGGCAGAACAAUAUUUUUGAAAGACCUUUGUUUAAGAGAUAAUUACGAAGUUCCUAAUGAUGUUGAAUGUGUAAUUUUGCGUAACGUUGAUAUUAAAGAAGGGACUAAAUUGAUGCUUAACAGUGCGUGCAAGUAUCUAAAUGUUGAAGUACAAAAAGGUUGUAUUGACGUAUCUAAGGUAGAAAAAUUAGCAAAAGUCGUCUUUUUUAAUUGCUUACCUGUUUGCGAAGGUAACUUGUGGAGAUUUUCUGCUAAACAUAAGGACUGUACAGAUACAUCGCAAAAAAAGAGACUGGAGCUUCCUAAUUGCAUCGAAGAUAUCGUACUUGAACAUGUCAGUGUCCCUAAAGACACUUUACUGGUAGUCAAUGAGGGUUAUCGAAAUGUUGCUAUAAUUUUUUCCAAAGGAUAUUUUGAUUUAUCCAAGGUAAAGCAGUUAAGAAAGUUUAAAUUGCUCAUCACUGAGCAAAGUUCAACCAAUAUCGAACUUACAGACUUAAC
Molecule: messenger RNA, 584 nt
Organism: Vavraia culicis subsp. floridensis
Lineage: Eukaryota; Fungi; Microsporidia; Pleistophoridae
Exons: 1
Source: RefSeq, a predicted model, not a curated record